Molecule: messenger RNA, 9513 nt
Organism: Paralichthys olivaceus (Japanese flounder)
Lineage: Eukaryota; Metazoa; Chordata; Actinopteri; Pleuronectiformes; Paralichthyidae
Gene: arid3a
Product: AT-rich interactive domain 3A
Biological process (GO): regulation of transcription by RNA polymerase II
Cellular component (GO): nucleus
Molecular function (GO): DNA binding
Source: RefSeq, a predicted model, not a curated record
ACGGUGGGGGGGCCGGCCCCUGCUGAUUCAGAGGUUAGGAAUUUGCAUCUGAUCGCUGUUUGUCAACCAAUGAUGUGAGUGAGCUGUCCACGCCUCUGCUCACCCCCACCCCCCCUCCUCCGUCUGAGCGGUGCAGACUCUCAAACUGUUCAAACACAAUCACACGCAAACGCCGAAUGCGUGGAUAUCAUGCAGUCACAUGAAACCCGCGUUAAUCCGAGCUGAUAAACGCACGGCCCGCCGCAGCUCCUCUUCCUCCUCUUCCUCGCUGUGUUUUCCUCGGCGUGUGACCGGAGGCGCAGCCCGGACCCCGGUGCUCUGGAGGGGGGCAGAAACACGGGGAAUGUGUCUUCCGGUUCCAAAGAGCGUAAAAAAGCACACGGAAGCCAACGUGGUCUUUGUAGUCUGUCAGCAAACUCUCAUACUCCCACCUACUCUUCCACUGCGUGUGCCUCAGUGAACGCUGUGCGACUCGGCCGCCAGCUUUGGUUUCCUCCUCGGCUGCAGGAAAAACUAUUGAGAAGCAAGAGGCCUCUGUCUCUAGAAGUGAAGCCUCCCUCUGACUGCAUGUCUCAGAGCUCUGACCAGCCCCUGUUCUCCUCAUCCUCCUCCUCCUCCUUCCACAUCUCUACGAGGACCCACAUUUCCACAUAGCCAUAACCCAUAAACCCCCAUCCAGCUGCUAGCUGCUUCAUCGCAGGCGCAGUUGUUGAUUUCACUGCCUGCGCAGAAGGAUCGACCACUGUCCCACAACUGGCCCCCAACUGGUGCUCCUUCAGUGGGGGAGGGAGGGGAAGUAGAGCAGCUGAACGCAGUGCCGCUUUCCCUGGAGAUGAAGCUGCAGGCCGUCAUGGAGAACCUGCACAGGCAGCAGAGGGCCAAGCUGCUGAUGGAGCAGCAGCUACAGCAGCAAGCUGCUGCCCAACACUCUCAGGUGCGCACAGGUGGAGGAGGGGGGGACGAGCCAAUGGGGAGCCCAGCCCCUGAGUCGGAGCAGGCCCAGAUGGCGGCGUUAGCGGCCAUGCGUGCUGUGGCGGCCGGGCUGCAGAGAGUGUCUGACAGCCCCAUGUCGGAGCACAGCAGCGGUGGCGAGGAUGACGUUGAUGAUGACGACAAUGAAGAAGGGGAGGAACAAUACAAAGAUAUGAUGGGCUCAGAUGAGGAGGAGCAGAUCAAACAGAAAUGGGACGAGGAGGACUUUGAAGGCGAGAUGGAAGAAGACUUUGACGAUGAACUGGCAGAGGAAGGUCUGCCAACAGGCCAUGAUGCUGUGGCCCCUGGGAAAGGCAUCCUCCUGUUGCCCCACCGCCAGCUCCACCCCCACUCCCAGCUGCUGAAGGCACGCCCUAGUGUCGACCAGGAGCCCCGUGUAGCUAUCCUGCCUCCUCACGCCACGCACAGCCAUCUGGGCGGACAGGACCACGGAGAAUGGACCUACGAGGAACAGUUUAGACAGCUGUAUGAACUGGACGGAGACCCAAAGAGAAAGGAGUUCCUGGAUGACCUCUUCAGCUUCAUGCAAAAAAGAGGAACGCCAGUGAAUCGUAUUCCCAUCAUGGCCAAACAGGUCCUGGAUCUCCACAUGCUCUACAGGCUGGUGACAGAGAAGGGCGGCCUGGUGGAGGUGAUCAACAAGAAGCUGUGGAGGGAAAUCACCAAGGGACUCAACCUGCCUACCUCAAUCACCAGUGCAGCCUUCACCCUCCGCACACAAUACAUGAAGUACCUGUACCCGUAUGAAUGUGAUAAGAGGGGUCUGAGCAACCCCAAUGAGCUCCAGGCAGCCAUUGACAGCAAUCGGCGGGAGGGGCGACGACAGAGCUUUGGAAGCUCCCUCUUCACCUACUCGCCCAACGGGACGCCCACCAUGCUUUCCUCGCCGAAGCUCCCGACGUCCAGUGUGGGCCUGACUAUGGGCACCAAUGGCGCCUCACUGACGCCUAUCCAGAAGAUCAAGAAAGAAGAUGGAGGCCACCUGCUGCCAGGGGUCGGUUUGUCUCGUUUGCCAGUGGGGGCCUUGGCUGGUCACUCGAUGACUGCUGUGCAGGCAGCGGCAGCUCAGGCAGCAAUGGCUGCUCAGGUGGCAGCUCUGGAGCAUCUGAGGGACAAGCUGGAGGCUGGCGAGCCUCCGGAGAAGAAGAUGGCGCUGCCGCCUGAGGAUCACCACCGACUUCUGCAGAGAGCGCUGCAACACAACCUUCUGGCCAUGACUGCCCAGAUACCCAUGAACAUCCGAAUCAAUAACCAAGAGAGCAGGCAGGACUCAGCCCUGAACCUCACCACAAAUGGCACGAGCAGCAUCAGCAUGUCAGUGGAGCUGAACGGAGUGGUGUACACUGGCGUUCUUUUUGCUCAGGCAGCAGGCUCAGCCUCAUCUGGAGCUGGAUUGUCCGCCAUCGGCCCUCAGCAGCAGCAGAACACACCUACCUCAAAGUCCAACAACCCGUUGUCUUAACAAACCCCCCUCAGCCUUUCCCCUCUACUCUUUUUUUUAAAAUUACCACGCUAAGUAAAGCCAAAAACCAACCUCAUUUUCUACAUCAUCUAUGCCAAAAAAGAGAAGACCCAUACACCGUACACAAGACACCAACUGAAACUCGGAUCACUUGAAGUACACUAUCUCAGGUUUUCUCUCACAAACUCACCUCUUUUGUUCUUCGUAGCCAAAGUAAUUUUGAAAGAAAAUUAUCCCCACUGAGAGUCAGUAUAUGCUAAGCAAUGCACAACUUGUGAAUUAUUUAUUUCUGCAUAAAUGUACAGAUUAUCGGAGAACAAAAGAGAAGGUAAUAACCAGGAAGGGCAAUGCACUGUUUACACACACAAACACAGCUACUGACUGACAGUAAUGUUUGAUCCUCUAGGGGAGAGAUUUUUUUUAUUUAAUUUUAUCUUUUCAUUGUCAUUAUUAUCAUUAUUGUUAUUCUCUAUUGUGUUUAUCAUUUAAAUCUUAACAAUUCUCUCACUGCAGGAAAAAAAAAGUAUAUAUAUUUAGAAUUCUAUAUAAAAAAAAAUAUGAAUAUCUUCUAUUUUUAAUCAGAAAAGCUUUAAAGGUAUAUGUUGUUUCUUCAGGGCCUAUAACAAUGUACCGCUGUGACCUCAUUUUGUGUAAAACCUUAUAACCUUAUUCACAUGGCAGCCAGUUUGGAUAUCUAUGUGGAAGAGCACGUCUGGUGCACUUGUGUUGUGUAGAGACACACGUCAUAUCUAUGCCACAGAUUCUCCAGGGAAAAGCAAAUUUAAAAACACCUCAAUCAUAAGAAUCUGCAAGGAUAUUGGUCGACUUUUGAAUAUAUUUGGUCCAUUAUUGAUUACGACAAGAGAAUUAAUGCAGUGGCUAGUUAGCGGGAAUGCUACGUGGCUGAUGGCCCUUACUGAAUUCAUGCAGUUGUUGUGGUUGCUCUUCCUGAAACAGCACGAUAUCUAAACCCACCCCCCUCACCUGUUUGUUGACAUAAGGCCAGUUCUAUACAUAUCUAUGCCAAUCAUGCAGGUAUAUUGUCAAGCGGCUGUAUGCAGGUAUAUGUUCAAAGUGGCUGUUUGUACAAAUAAGGUCUGUUGAGCAGGUGGGAAAAUGAACUGAAGCCUUUCGUUACACGCUGGACUUUCUGAGCCCGGGCGGCGUCCACACCAAUUCUUCCUGGUGCCGUUCAGGGUUCAGAUGUUUUUUGUGAAUAUCACGUUUUCCAUUGUUCUCAGGUGAACUCCCCUCCCACCCCCACCCCACCCCCUUGCUCAUUGCUUUGUAUAAUAUCCCGCAGUCUACUAUGACACUUGACAGAGUAAUGCUUUUCAACAUCUUUCCCUGUGGAAAGAUCUGUUUUUAUCUUUUUUAUGACUUGGCCUUCUAGUUGAGUGAUUGUCUUAAGGUCAGAUGCAUGCAUGUGUUUGUAGAUAAAGGUCCGUCAGCGUGCAGGACAACUCUUGAUUUCCUGUCUAGGAUUUAAAAGAUUUGAGCAUCCGCUUCAUCCUUGUUAUUGUGGAGACACUCACACCAGAUAAUCAGGUGUCAGAAGACAUAAUCUGAGCUUCAGGAAAAAAUAUCCUGACGAUUAUUUCGGCUCAUAAGUGAUGUUAUUUUGUUUUUCUUGUAUCAUAGAUGUAUCAUCAGUGCUUUCGCUUUUUAGUUUUAGCUUUGUGUUUUUGCAUGACUUAGUGUUUAUUCUGAUCCAAGUGCUUCUUAUCCUGUGCUGUGAUAAGGGCAGGGUCCUCUUGAGACUGCCUCGCCAUCCGUUAAGGAUAACACAGAGAAUGUCUUGUGAUCCUCUGACUGUUUUUUUGUUGAGAUUUUGCUUAAUUGGGGCUUUUGAUAAUACAUGAUCAGAGAUAAUCAUAGCUGCAGCUGAGCACUCGCUUGUGUCUUAGUGUUUGCAUAAACACUCGCUGCAGUUAGAUUUAUAAAAGGUUAAAUCUGCCACCGUGAAGACCCGUGUCACCUCACAAGUAGAUUUUGAAGUGGAUCAAUCAUUUAGCUUUUUGAACUUUAACCCGUGUUACUUCACUGGACUGUUGGCUGUUAAAGAUUGUUACUCAACCCCACCCACGACCCCUGAUGCAAAGCAGCCUCAUUCCUACCGACGUUAGGAAGUAAAUCAGGCUUUGUAUGUGGGUUCUGUUCUGAGGCCUUAACGCAGCAUGAGAUAACCAGAGAGCGAACAGUACCUCCAUCCAAUCACGUUUUACUGGUUCAGUCAAAUAUCACCAGAUGGCGGUCAACGCUUUGAUUCUGGUCGUGGCUCUCGCUGGGAAAUCACCACCAGCUGCUGCACAAACACUGGUCAGUUCUGGAAAGUUCUCUUUAUACUCAAAUAACCAACAACUCCCAUUCAGAAACACAGUCAUCAAACACAGUGAAGAGAAAAAAUUAAAUCAGAGCUUAAGUUGUAUUCAAAAACAAAUGUUUUACAGAAACAGCUUCUCAUCGGUCGUGUUACAUCUUAAAGAAACACAGAGCCUCAGUGUUUCAUAGUUUUUCAGAGAAAGUUUACUGAGGUGACAAAAUAAUGACAGAAUCUUUGACUAGUCAUCAUCUUUUCAUUAUAGAUUCAAAGAUGCUAACAAAACUUAUCAGCUAACUUACUCAAAGACCAGCUCAAUGCAUGCCAGCCUACCUACAGCCACCUACAGGCAAGAAAUAUUAUAGCAGCAACAGUCGUGAUGUGCAGAUGGACACUACCUGCAGGGAAAGACUCAACAGCAGCAGUUUGUGUAGUUGCUGUUGUAUUUGUGAGUAUUUUACAUUUAUACAACAUCUCAGUUAAAAUAACUUAUCAUUAGAGGCAGAACAUUUCCCUCAGGUAGACACAAUACAAGGAUAAACGCGGAAAAUCAUUGCUUCACACUAACCCUUAAUGUUAAUUAUUUGACCAAUGAACAGGAUCAUGAGAAACAGUUGAAAGCCCCAGACAAACUGAAAAAGUGGACUUUGUGGUGAGAUGAUUCUUCAGCCCCAACACUUAUGUUAAUUAUUAAUCGUGCAGUUAGUUAUUCAUUGUGAAUCCCAUUGAGAUUAAUGCAGCCUUAACCGCAGCUCUUAAAGGUGCUACAACUUUAACUGCACCUGCAUGUUUGAAACUGCUGCUGCAACUGAACACUGGGCCUGGUUUCAUUUGCUUCACAUCACUGACACUGUGUGUUCUUGUUCAGGCGACUGAGUUACAGUUACUGCGAAUGAAUUGAAAAUCAGCUGGCCAGACAGACGUCAUGAAACUAGUUUGAUGCAUGAUCAUAUCUACGCCGAGCAGGAAACUGAGAUAAAAGUUUCCUCCUCACCCACCUCUGUAUGUUCUCUCUGGAUAUCAGCCAGAUGCUUAUUUGAAACUGGUAACUCUUUGACAGCAGAUUAUUUUAAACAAUGAAAUCAUUUUGGGUAUUUUGCAGAACUGAAAGUCCAGUUUGUGCAGGGUUACUGCUUUACAUAGAUUUGAUAGAAACCUGGUUCCUUAUUUGUGAACAACUCACACAUCAAUCAGUCCGCAACCAUUUUGCCUUUUAAAAUCUGAAAGAUUUUAUGCAGUUGUGAUUCAAAUGAUUCACAACCCUGCUAGAAAUAUUGAUAAGACUCUCAGUGUAGAUUCCUUACAGUGGUCAGUUCUACAAUGGAAAUGCUUUCCAUUAUUCAAAUAAUUAUGCAGUGUACAUAAAUAUCCUGAAAUGUGAUAAUAUAAUGAAAAACAUAGAAGCUACAAAAGUUUUACUACAGCCCCUCUGUACAUUUGUAUUAAUCAAAUAGUUUAGUAAAUUAAUCUGUACAAAAUACAUUUUGAAUUUGUGAUUCAAACAAAGUUUAAGCAAUGAAAUCGCAUGAUUUCUCCCUGAUGAUAAAAUAUUUAGCUUUCAUCUAAUUUAUGUUACACACAAAAACUUAAUAAAUAUGAAUUUUUAAUUCCACAAAACCACAAAAUAUGAGUAAAUUAUCCUCUUUUUUAAUAGUUUUUAUCAAUUUCCCAUGCAGUUCUUCUGCCCCCUUAAAUAGCAUACAUUAGACAAUGUUAUAAUUACUUUGAGAAUGUAAAAUGUCAGAAAAUCUGAUUCAGGUUUUUAACUGAACCCCAACUGAUUUUUCUGCUAUUGCGUGUUGUCUUUGUAGCGCAGUGUAGUCUCUACAGUAAUGUUGGUGUUUACAUGCUAUGCUAACCUUCAGUCACAGCCUGAACAAACAGAAAGAAAGAAAGAAAUUCAGUAGGAACUCAUCAGUCAUCUCACAUAUUAUAAAAGGAUGUGUUCUAGUUGUUGGUCAGUUCAGUGACUCGCUUCAUUUCUCUCUGUGCCUCUUCCUGAGGAGCAGAUGUCACAGUUGCUGGUAAUGACUGACAAUCAAAUAAAGGCCUGUCGUGGCUGCAGAGCUUCGUUUCGGAGGAGGGGCGGAGGCUGCUAGAGAAAGCUAAAUUCAAUCAAUCUAAAUGAUCAACAUUUCUUCUUAAGAUUUGACCCCUUGACCCUUUGGCCCCUGAGGCAACACUAAAGCACCGGACCCCCCCACUCGAGCAGAUCCAUGUUUAUCGUAUAUCUAUUGACCUGUGGGAUAUUUGCAUUUGAAUAGCGGAGGUACUGUAGCUCUCUAUAUGUCUCUCUCUCUCUUUGUCUCUCUCUCUCUGUGCACGGCAGCAUCUUCAGGGAUUGCUGGCAUGUUUUUAAUUGCGUGGUAGCGACAAUCAGGAGAUGCUAUGACAACACAAUUUACCUCCCAAUUUACCCUUCAAACACAAUCCUGCCCCAUUUCUACCUCAAAGACGAAAAAGCUUUGGCAGAUUUAUCUGCUUCAGCCACAACAGAGGAUCCUGUUGAGGGCUGUGUUCACACAAGGAAACAAAUCCAGAUGUUGUUGAUGCUGGUUUAUUAAUCAUUGACUAUAAAAGAGAUUGUAGAGACCACAGACAAUCACCUUUAAAUCGAUUUUAGUGAUGGAGGGGGAAUCAAGAGAAGUCAGUAUCCUUGAGACGCUUCAACCUCUGUAGUAAGAGCUCCCCUCGGUGGUGGUUUUUUGUAACGACGCACAAUCAGUUUAGAUCUCCUAAAUGGAAUAACUUGAUUUUAAUUGAUGGCUGUAUGAUUCACAUGCAGCAAAACAAAUGACUUAUUUUCAGUGUUCAUGUCUUAAUAUCCUUCCAGUGUUUCCAGAGUUUUCUUCAAUCAUCAUACAACACUCAAAUAAUCAGCAAUCAUUCAGAAAUCAAAGACACAAUCUGUGGAUAAUCAAUGAACAGAUUUCCUGUCUUGUCUGUUUCUCUGUAUCUGUGCUCAGGCAGGUUUCCCAUUAUCAGAGGGAGCUGAUAUGUGAAAAAAUGUUGGAACAGUGCAGCUGUGCAAUCGGAGUCAGCCUAACUCUGUUGGUACCUUGUGUGAGUGUUGAGGUCGAAGCAGAUUUUGGCUCGUAUCACUGUGUUUUGUCUGAAUGCUACCAGCUGCAUCAUGUGUCUGCAUGCAGGUGGUUGUCAUCUUUAGAUCAGCGCAAGACUUUGCAUCUGCAGUUCUUGGGCCAUGUCUCUAUUUGUCCUGGUUACAUUAUUGUUGUUGUUGUUGUUGUGGUAAUGCAGUUAAAAGCUUGGAUUGAUUUCAAUUUCAGUCUGCUUUGUUUGAGGCCCUACAUGGGUGAUUGUACAGAUCAGAUCAAUUACUUAUUUUCUUAAUGCAAAUUGCAUUUGUCAUUUGUCUUGGACAAUAUAAGUAACAAAUGUUGUGCUGUUCAGGAGUUGAUCCCCAAAUCUCACACGUCAGAGCUUCUGAUCUGUUCAUCUUGAAAUAUUGCUGCUUUCACUCCCACCAGAGCUGUAGCUAAAAUAACCUGUUAGCAGGUCCCGCUCGCUGCAGAUGUUGAACUUUAGCUGGAGCAUUAUACGGGUGUAUGUGGGUGUAUGUGUGUUCAGGGGCUUUUUGACUGGACUUCACCACUGACUUUACCUCCAUCAGGUGGACGGUGGAGAAGGGAAAAUGAUGAUGAUGAGAAAAUAACAAGAUGCCUUCUGCUGUGACAAUUGUAAUAUAAAUUAAUUAACCUGUAUUACCAAGAUUCAUUUAAUAGUUUAUUUCUGAAAUAUGGCUUUUUAGGGCUCUGGAUUAUAUUAUGUUUAUAUUGUUUGUUUGUUUUUGCUGUCUUUGCUUUUUUUUUUAUAUGCUACCGUGGCACACAGAGAUUACAUUUAGAGCAGAUUUAUUAAUAUAGCGAUAAUCAUGAUAAUAACAAUGUCAUUAUUUUAGGGAAGCGUGUGACGUAAUCGUGUGUGACUGUGUGUGCUUACGUGCGUGCGUGCGUGCUUCGUGUGUCUCUGCGUCAACUUCAGAACUGAAACAAGGCUCUGUGUUUUUGUCUCUUACAACUUCUCAGGAAAAUCUACCUCUGUCUCCAGUUUGAUGCAUUUAACCCAGUGAGGGCUCUAGUUACAGUGUAGUGGGUACACAAGGAGGGCGUGAGGGUCGACGCCAGGGUCCGAAAUGAACUGUAACAUAGAGAUUGUAUUGAGGAAAAAACUCUGGUGUGUUUAUAAUAUUACAUUGGCUGAAUAUGAAUAUCUAAAUAUCCUCAGUGGGUAUUUUUUUCACCCUGGUUGGUGAAUAAAAGGCUGAUUUUGGACCCUGAGGUGUUUUUCUCUGUCCCUCUCCUUCUCUCUGUGUUACAGGUUCUUAACACUUCUGCUGUUCCGUUUAUUUAAGCACCAACAACAGUGAACCUCCAGCUCAACAGCUUAAUACUACUAGUGCUACAGCAAGUACUGCUUUGAGUACCACUGUUAGUACUGCAAGUCAUUUCUCAGUCUGUUAAUGUGUGUUUAUUUCUCCUUUUUCUAUAAAUGAUCACUUUCUUUUUGAUGAAUGAGAUGUUUCCCGGUAACCACGGUAACAGUGAAGUGGCGGCGGGUAAUGCAACUGUUUUGUUUUUGUUUUAUUCUUUUUUUCUUUUGGAUUUUUUGAAGGGUGAAAAGCUAUUCUUCUACACAUAUAUUUACUCAAUAUGUGUUUGUGUGAAUACUUUUACUUUGAAUCUGAAAUUAAUAAAAUAUCACCUUUCUUAAAUGUCAA